AUGACCAUGAUGACGUUCCAAGCGUUUCUUCUGUGUUCGAUUCUAGUAGGACAAGCUUAUUCUAUGACUUGUAUUCCUGGAUCGUACCUACCACCGUACAGUAACAUAUGCUACAAUUGCCCAAAAGGAAUGUAUCAAGAUAAAGCAGGACAAACAUCGUGUAAAUGGUGCAAUGGUGGGGAAUACAACAUUCAACAAGGACGAACAAAAUGCGAUGUCUGUCCUAUUGGUCAUAGCUGCUAUUACAAAAAUACGGCACCGGUGAAAUGUCCCAAAGGAGAAUAUCAAAACCAAAAAGGACAAACAUCUUGUAAAUCGUGCAAUGGCGGCGAAUACAACAUUCACGAAGGACGAUCAAAAUGCAAUGUCUGCCCUAUUGGUCAUAGCUGCUAUUACAAAAAUACGGCACCAGUGAAAUGUCCCAGAGGACAGUAUCAAGACCAAACAGGACAACGAUCAUGUAAAGGGUGCAAAAGGGGCAAAUAUAACAUCCAAACGGCAGCAACCUCAUGUAAGCGUUGUCCUGCUGGAAGCAAAUGUCCUUUUGUAGACUCAAAUCCUUUCCCUUGCYYURAGGGGUUCUACUCUCCCCCAGAAUCCACCAAAUGCUUUUUCUGCGCAUCUGGUUACUUUUGUCCAAGACCAUCAAUGCCACCUGUUCCAAGAAGCAAUGAUACUUUCCUUAGAAGCAAGAUCCACAAUGUCGCCAAUUACGCAUCCCAGGCGUAUCAUCUCCAAGGGAAAGGUCCCCAAGGUUUUGCUCGAUAUGAAGCUGCAAACAAGACGAUCAUUGUAUCGUUUCGCGGGUCGACAGUCAGUUAUCAAGAUUGGAAAAACAAUUUAGACACUCAAAAAGCAAAUUAUACAAGUUGCCAGGGCUGCUUAGUUCAUACUGGAUUUCUGAAUUAUUACCACAAGUUACAAAUAUCGAUGCUGCUAAGAGUCGGCGMUUUAUCUCAUACACAUCCCAAAUCAAAAGUGAUCGUCACAGGCCACUCGCUUGGUGGAGCACUGGCAACCUUUGCCGCCGUCGAUUUGGCGAAACGCGGAUAUAAUACCGAGUUGAUCACCUAUGGAUCACCAAGAGUUGGAAACAAAAAGUUUUCUGAAUAUGCUGACAAAACUCUCAAAUCAUUAAAUCUGAGAGUGACAUACAAGGAMGAUAUUGUUACUGUACUCCCUCCACAAUCAAAGGGGUAUUGGCACGUUGGACAGGAAAUCCAUUACACUGAUCAAAACUCUGCGUUCGAAUUACCACCAAAGACCGAUGUUGGGUAUUACAGAAAUAGCGCUGGUGAUCACAAAAUGGUUAAUUAUGAAAAAUUAAACUAG
Exaiptasia diaphana is the source of this 1332-nucleotide messenger RNA. RefSeq lists its product as uncharacterized. The transcript has a single exon. The record is from RefSeq and is a predicted model, not a curated record. Bases 1 to 1332 code for a protein of 443 amino acids. Lineage: Eukaryota; Metazoa; Cnidaria; Anthozoa; Actiniaria; Aiptasiidae. Gene Ontology annotation, biological process: lipid metabolic process.